Schistosoma turkestanicum is the source of this 1323-nucleotide messenger RNA. Lineage: Eukaryota; Metazoa; Platyhelminthes; Trematoda; Strigeidida; Schistosomatidae. The record is from the annotation of a GenBank genome assembly.
AUGGAUGUACACUCUGAUAUAAUCCGUCAACAGUGUAAUAAUUUGGCUACAAAUAGUAAAGCUAUUCUCAUUGAAGGAUUUCCAUGCCAUGAAGGUCAAUUAAAUACAUUGAAUAAAUGUUUUGGUGGUGUAGAUUUAGUGAUUUUAUUAGAUUGUGAAGAAACCACACUGAUUGAUCGAUUACAUCAACGUCGUGAACGUUUAAAGCGUGUUGAAGAUGAAUCCGCUGUUGUAUUACAACGUAUUUCAUUUUUUAAACAUUGUACAUUACCUGUAAUCAGAUAUUAUGAUGAACGUGGUAAACUAGUAACAAUUUCUGGUGAUCGAGAACACAGUGAUGUUUUCAAUAAUUUGAUUUCAAUCAUUGAAUUCUUCUUACGUGUAAAAUCCGAAUCAAACAAUGAAACCCCGACCAAUAAUACACUAAUGAAAACUGAAGAAAUUAUACCAGUCAUAUCAAAAUUAUUAAAACAUGAACAUAAACGACUUAUAACAGGUGUGACAAUAGACGAUGAUCAAUCACUUGAAACAAGUUUUGAAGAUAGCGUGGCUAUGAAAGAAGACGAUCCCUUGCCAUCAAGUCAAUUAUUGAUCGAUUCCGAAUACACUGAUCAAAAUGAAUUAACAUCAGAUAAUUUAGGUAAUUCAAAGAAGACUUCAAAUAAUGAUUUUGAGAAGUAUAAAUUUAUUUUUGUUAUCGGUAGUAAUGAAGAGAUUAGACGAUUAUAUUGUAAACAUUUAUUAAAACAAUGUAAUUAUAAUUAUAUUUCAAUGAAAAGUAUCAUGGAUUCUUCAAUGAAUUUAAACAAUGAAAAAAUAUCAUUUAAUUUAAAUAAAUUAAUUGAAAUUAUUACUGAGGAAAUGAAUAGAACACGUAAAAUUGGUUAUAUUAUUGAUGGGAUACCGAAUAGUUUGUCUCAAGCAAAAGAAAUCGAAGCUUACAAUGAUUCAUUGAAAUUUUCAAAUUGCAAACUGAUUAUUUUGCUAGAAGAGAAAAUUACUGAGACUAAUCAUUCAGAAGAUAUUUCCGAUUCUUAUACAAAUAAUAUUGACAAAGAUUUAAUUGAAUUUUUGGAAUCCUCAAAAAAAUUAUAUCGUGUACCUUGUUCACGGAGUGAAGAUGAAAUAGCUUAUCAAUUGCACAACUUAUUUUCAUAAUUUGAAAUCUUCACCAAACUAUUUUGUUUGUUUUUUCUUGAUUUGCAUUCUUCUAUUCAUGUAUUUGCAGUGUUCAAUGUUCAAAGUAUCAACUUUUCAGAUUUCAAUUAUUGUAAUAAUAUUAGGCUUUUUAGAAUGCUUUUGCUUACUUAAUAAAUCAGUGAG